Messenger RNA from Cheilinus undulatus (humphead wrasse), 1322 nucleotides. It is a transcript of the gene med6, whose product is annotated as mediator complex subunit 6. The transcript is spliced from 8 exons. NCBI's taxonomy places the organism in Eukaryota, Metazoa, Chordata, Actinopteri, Labriformes, Labridae. The record is from RefSeq and is a predicted model, not a curated record. Gene Ontology annotation, molecular function: transcription coactivator activity. Gene Ontology annotation, biological process: regulation of transcription by RNA polymerase II. The coding region runs from base 40 to 780 and encodes 246 amino acids. Gene Ontology annotation, cellular component: mediator complex; core mediator complex.
UAUCAUGACGCAGUCAUUGUGGGACGGUUUGUUUACAUCAUGGCGUCGGUGGAUUUCAGAGACAACCUUCUGGGGAUUUCCUGGGUGGACAGCGGCUGGGUGCCGAUCCUGAAUCCUGGAAAUGUGCUGGACUAUUUCUCUGAGAGGAGCAACCCGUUUUAUGACCGAACCUGUAAUAAUGAGGUGGUGAAGAUGCAGCGGCUCAGUCUGGAACACCUGAAUCAGAUGGUGGGAGUGGAGUACAUUCUUCUUCAUGCUCAGGAGCCAAUUCUUUAUAUAAUCCGUAAACAACAGAGGCAGUCACCAACACAAGAGAUUCCCUUGGCGGACUACUACAUCAUAGCAGGAGUGGUCUAUCAGGCCCCAGACCUGGGGACAGUUAUCAGCUCCAGAGUGCUCUCUGCUGUCCAUGGAAUCCAGUCUGCCUUCGACGAGGCCAUGUCUUACUGCCGAUAUCAUCCAUCCAAAGGAUACUGGUGGCACUUCAAGGACCAGGAGGAAAGAGAGAAAGCCAAGCCAAAGUCGAAGAAGAAAGAGGAACCAAGUUCCCUGUUUCAGAGGCACCGUGUCGACACGCUCCUUCUGGAUCUGCGGUCAAAGUUUCCACCAACAUUUUAUCAGCCAAAGCCUGGGGAGAAGCCGAUUCCAGUUGAGGUGAAGAAAGAGCCUGAGCCUCCGGCAGAAGCUGUAAAACAAGAGGACAGAGAACCUGCCACUAAGUCUGCUGCACCAGCUCCACCAAGUAAACCGCCUCCUGAGAAGAGAGCACGACUACAGUGAAACUACUCACACUGUGGGAGGACGGAGACGGUAUAAUGAAGUCUCACAGCUCUACUGAAAGAACGGCUCAGGAGUAUUUUCGUUCCCUUUCAGAAGAUUGCAAUAUCAUCCGUGGGUCUGCUCAUUUCAUCUUCAGUUACUAGCACCAGGACUUCUUUUAUACUCCAGUCUCAUGCUUGUACAGUCGAUAGGUUUUUACAUUGUGUUAUUUUCAGGAAAGCAGUGCCAGUCAAAGGGUCAAUGCUUGAUGUCAGCAGGCAUUUAGCAGCGUUUGCUGAGGAUGGAGGUGUCUGAUGGUAAGCUGACCUCAGCACCAGUGUCGGUUUACUGUUGACAUCAGCCUAAUAUUUGUGUUGUAGUGACUGUAAAGGACGGUCUAAUUCCUCAUGUGCUUCACACAGAGAUGUGUCAUGAUGUGUUAUUUCAUCUGGAAAACAAAAAGCUUCCUGACUUAAGCACCUCUCACUAUUGAACAACUCUUCUGGUUAUUUUAUAAGAAUACUUUGAUUUUUGUGUGAUUUUGUAUUAAAAUGUCUCGCCUA